AUGUUAGUGACGGCGAAAAAGCACGAGAUUUGGAUGGAUUUUGGUGAAGCGCCUAUCAGAUUUUCAAUUCAAGAGUUCUCGGUUGCUAUGUUUGCGGAUCAUGCAUCCAGCCUAAACCCAAUAGAUGUCCCAAGGGAAUUGAUAUGGGACCUACCUCGAAGAACUGUCUUCUUUGGUACCUCUAUUCCUACGAUAUUCAAAGAUAGUAAAGAAGCUGGAAUCCAAGAAGUUCGAUGAUCAUCAGAAAAGACUGGAGCUUUGUUCUAUGUCCCAAGUAAAACCCCAUAUAAUUCAUUUAUAUAUUUACUAUACUACUCAAUCACAUAGUCACUAUGUAUGCAAUUAUGGCAAUCAAUGUAAUAUUAUAAAAUCUUAAAUAAAGUACGCCGCCCAUCAAUAGGUAAUUAAUAAAUGAGUAUAUCUAUGAUAUACUUUUGUUA
Arabidopsis thaliana (thale cress) is the source of this 440-nucleotide messenger RNA. RefSeq names its product RRM in demeter (DUF1985). Lineage: Eukaryota; Viridiplantae; Streptophyta; Magnoliopsida; Brassicales; Brassicaceae. The record is from RefSeq and is marked reviewed. The transcript is spliced from 2 exons. Bases 1 to 237 code for a protein of 78 amino acids. Gene Ontology annotation, biological process: chromosomal 5-methylcytosine DNA demethylation pathway. Gene Ontology annotation, molecular function: catalytic activity; DNA N-glycosylase activity; DNA demethylase activity.